Messenger RNA from Trichoderma breve, 942 nucleotides. RefSeq names its product serine aminopeptidase, s33 domain-containing protein. The transcript has a single exon. The record is from RefSeq and is a predicted model, not a curated record. Bases 1 to 942 code for a protein of 313 amino acids. Lineage: Eukaryota; Fungi; Ascomycota; Sordariomycetes; Hypocreales; Hypocreaceae.
AUGUCUCAAACAAUCAAGACUGUCAGUAUUCCCAACAUUGCUUGGGAGACUGCUGCCGAUAUCCUUUUUCCGCCCAAUUUUGACAACAACAAAAAGUAUCCUGCGGUCGUGAGCGCUCAUCCUAUCGGUUCAUGCAAGGAGCAAACCUCGGGCAACGUCUACGGGAAAGCAUUAGCCGAAGCAGGCUUUGUGGUUGUCGCUUUUGACGCCUCCUUCCAAGGUGCCUCUGGUGGCCAGCCUCGCUUUAUUGAGGACCCAGAGUUCCGUGUCUCUGACUUCCGCUUCGUUGUCGACUACAUCCAGACGCUUCCUUAUGUCGACGCUGAUCGAAUUGGAGUUCUUGGCAUUUGCGGCGGAGGCGGCUAUGCCAUCAACGCAGCCAUGACGGAUUAUCGUUUCAAAUGCUGCGUUGGCAUCACGCCUGUCAACUUUGGCCGUCUCUCCCGCGAGGCGUUUGGCAAUUACGAUCCGGCUGACGCUCUCGAAAAGAUGGCUAAACAGCGUACUGUUGAAGCUCAAGGUGGUGAACGCCUUGUUAUCAACUUACUGCCACCAAGUGUAGAAGAAGCCAAGAAGACUACCACCGAUAUUGACGUCUGCGAAGCCACUGAAUACUACAAAACUGACCGCGGCCAAGCACCCAAUGGUUGCACCAGUGGCUUAUACUCGUUCAAUAGUGCUGCUCUUGCAUGGGACGCCUUCAACCAUGCGGAGGUACUCAUGACCCGGCCUCUAAUGGUCGUAACUGGCGACAAACCUGGUGGUUUCGGGGCAUACCGCGAUGCUCAAGAGGUCUACGGCCGGGCAGGUUCUAAGGAGAAGAAGAUAGUAGUAUUGCCUGGGGUUUCUCACUACAUGCUUUACGACAAACCCGAGGCUGUUGAUCCCGCGCUGGAACAAGCUAUUCCAUUCCUCAAGAAGCACCUUAUCGAAGGAAAUUAG